UCGUUAACCUUUAGGGCUUUCCAAAUGGGCUCUUGUUUGGAAUCUAAACAGUAAACAUACUCACUUCCUCAGUUCCUCCCCUGCAACUCCUCCUUGAACAACCGCCAUCACUACUAAACCUACAACCUCAUAUUCUUUAGUUCUAAAAACCGCCAUUUUAAUUCCCCAAUUACUUCGACUUUUAAUUAGGGACGAAUUCCCUCUUAGGUCAAACCAAACGGGACUUUGCGGCUGUUGAUAGCAAUGGGGAAGAAGCAAAAGCAGAAGCAAAAGGUAACCCUGCCGCCGGCGCUUCCGCCUGACGUUCCCGACGAAGAUAUAGUACCUUCUGACGAAGACGUUGAAUUCGUCGAUAAAAAUCCUGCUUAUGCUAGUUUUGUCUCUCGUUUGGACACUCAAUCCAUCACCAAGCAUGUGAAUCGUGUCGCGAAUGCCAAGGAAGAUGAUUUGGAGGCAUUAUACGAAAAACGAUUGAGAAGGAAAACUCUUGAGAACGAGGAAAAGAAGGGUAUAGAGGUUGAUCGUGUUGAUGCGCUUCCGAUUAAGACCUUGGAUGGACAGCUUUAUUAUAAGACAGUUGAAAAAGAAGCAAAAAAGCCUGAAACUUCUGACAAAGAAGAUGAGAGUGAUGAAGAUAAAGGUGCUUUUAAAUUAACUAAAGCUGAAAGGAGAGCAAAGUUGAAGAAAAAGAAGAAAGAUGAAAAGAAGCAGGCGAAAGAACCUGUUAAGACCGAAGAAGAGCCUAAGGACCCUCAAUCUGAGGUUUUGGCUGAGGUGAGAGAAGAUCUCACUGCUGCUGAAGUAGCUGAAACUAAGCAACAUAAAAUUGCAGAGUUGGGUACUGCAUUGCUUGAAGACCCUGAGGCAAAUAUUAAGUCUCUAAAAGAGUUGCUUAGCUUCUGUAAUGAUGAUGAUAAAGCUAUUGCAAAAGCAGCAUUGUUAUCUUCGUUAGUUGUUUUUAGAGACAUAAUACCUGGUUACCGCAUAAGGCUUCCUACCGAGAAGGAGCAAGAGAUGGUUGUUUCGAAGGCUGUGAAGAAAUUGCGGUAUUUUGAAACAACGCUUUUGUUGUCAUACAAGGCUUACCUGCAGAGGCUAAUUAGCUUACAACCUCUCCCUGAGUACAAUCGUGUUGCUGUUCGCUGUCUUUGCACUCUUCUAGAUGCCCACCCACAUUUCAACUUUCGUGAGAAUGUGAUACCAGCUGUUGUGAAGAGUCUGGCUUCUGCAGAUGAUGUUGUGAGGAAGCUCUGUUCUACUACAAUCCAAUCUCUUUUCAAAAAUGAGGGGAAACAUGGCGGAGAAGCAACUAUAGAGAGUGUGCAGCUGAUUGCAGAUCUUGUUAAAAUUCGUAAUUGUCAAUUGCACCCGGAAUCUAUUGAAGUAUUCUUGGCUUUGUCAUUUGAUGAGGAUCUUGCAAGGUCUAAAAAGGCGGAAGAUGAUGAGAAGCGGAAAAAUAAAAAAUAUAAGAAAGGAAAGAAGUCUGAGGAGCAAGUUCAAACUGCAGUUAGUGAUAAGAAAAGAAGUAAAAAGGAAUUGCUGUCAAAGACGAGAGAUGAGGUAAACGCGGAUUACAAGGCUGCUUCACUUGCCCUAGAUGAAAAAGAACGAAGGAGGCUGCAAUCUCGGACGUUAUCUGCUGUUUUUAAUACAUACUUCCGCAUUUUGAAGCACACAAUACAGCCAGAUGCAACAAGGUUCAAGGCCAAUGCUACUGCAUCAGGCGCUUCACUUGGAGGUCAUCCACUACUCAGUUCAUGCUUGAAGGGACUGGGGAUGUUCUCUCACCUGAUUGACAUAGAUUUCAUGGCUGAUCUAAUGAAGCACCUCAAGAUUCUUGCUUCUGGCACUAAUCUGGGAAAUUCUGAUAGUUCUUUGACAGUAUCUGAACGCAUAGAUUGCUGUAUUGUUGCCUUCAAAGUGAUGAGGAAGAAUCUCGAUGCCUUGAAUGUGGAUUUACAGGAUUUCUUUAUCCAGCUUUACAAUCUCAUUCUCGAGUACAGAACAGAAAGAGAUCAAGGUGAAAUUUUGGCGGAAGCUUUGAAGAUAAUGUUAUGCGAUGAUAGGCAACAUGAUAUGCAAAGAGCUGCUGCCUUCAUUAAACGUUUGGCAUCUUCCUCCUUGUGUUUCGGAUCUGCAGAAUCCAUGGCCGCACUCGUAACUGCCAAAAACCUCCUGCAAAAGAAUUUCAAGUGCCGGUAUAUGCUAGAGAAUGAUGUGGGAGGUGGCUCGGUUUCAGGAUCAGUUGCGAAAUAUCAGCCGUAUGGCUCCGAUCCACACCUGAGUGGUGCACUUUCAUCUGUCUUAUGGGAACUGAAUCUUUUGUCCAAACAUUAUCAUCCUACCGUUUCAGCAAUGGCUUCAAGCAUCUCCAAGAUAAACACUUCUUCAAACCAAGUGUAUAUGCCGACUGUUUCUCCUCAACAAGCUUAUAACGAGCUACUAUUGGAGAAAGAACAAUUUAGCAUAAAGAGUGACAUAAAGUUGAGUAAUAAACGAAAAAGAGGGAACCCAAAUUUGUUGGGAGAAGAUGAAUCAUCUUUAGAAGUUGACGAGGAGGCUUUGAGGAAGAAACUUUCAGAACAUUAUACCGUUGUUCAUGAUAUUGUGGAGAACGAGAAACUGAGAAGGGAGUUAGGUCUUACAACGCUCUCUCUACAGGUGCAUGAAGAGUAUAAAAAGGUUAAAAAAAUUAAGCAGGAAGGAUCAAAGCAAAAGAAGAGGAAACAAUAGGCAAGAGCUAUAUCUUUUUCCCUGAGGAAUGAACUAAUAUUUUGUUAAUUUAUUAUACGAUUAAUAGUUUUGUAAUAUUCAAAUUUGGAACAAUUUUGAAGGCAGGUAAAGGGGUUAAGUUUCUUUUCCCUUUAUGUUUUA
Messenger RNA from Spinacia oleracea (spinach), 2874 nucleotides. Its product is annotated as nucleolar complex-associated protein 3. The coding region runs from base 244 to 2733 and encodes 829 amino acids. The transcript is spliced from 13 exons. Lineage: Eukaryota; Viridiplantae; Streptophyta; Magnoliopsida; Caryophyllales; Amaranthaceae. Gene Ontology annotation, cellular component: nucleolus. Gene Ontology annotation, molecular function: chromatin binding. The record is from RefSeq and is a predicted model, not a curated record. Gene Ontology annotation, biological process: DNA replication initiation.